CAUCCAAACAUAAUCAUAAUGGGAAUUAGAUGUUCAUAACCCCAAAAUUCUAUGAUAAUAUUUUAAACUCUUCGUUCAUUUGAUGAAAAAGAAUAACAAAAACAUUCAACUAGUUUAACUUUAAAUUAUGGGUUUCCUCAGAAGUAGAUUUUAGAAACGAACAAAAUUAAAAUUUAAUUAGAGAAAGAGUAGAAUUAUCCUUAAUAACCCACUGAUCCAGGCAGUCCUAUGUAAGCAUUGUCUGAAAAUACUUACGAAUGUUAUGAAUUUACUAAAGGAAAUAAUUCUUGUCCUACGACUAAUAGGAUGAAUAGGCUCUUUUCAAAUUCAAUUUCAUUCUAACAACAUAAGACUUUAAGUAUCAAAAAAAUUAACUUUUCUCCACCAAUAUUUAAUAAUCAAAUUAAUUAAGCAAAAAAAGGGAUAAUAAAAAAAAGUAGAUAUAAUAGAGAUUCAUAGUCUCCAAAUUCCUCUAAAAAAAUAAAAUCAGUUAGAUUUUUAGUUUCAGAAUAGGUAAGAGUAUCAACCUAGUUUAUUUAAACUAUGAGUUUGUGUAAAAAUUAGACUCGCAGACGAUAAGAUUCAUCAACUAUAUAUAGUAAUUGUAAUUAAUCAUUGCAUUACAAUAUUGAAUUCUGA
Messenger RNA from Paramecium sonneborni, 639 nucleotides. NCBI's taxonomy places the organism in Eukaryota, Ciliophora, Oligohymenophorea, Peniculida, Parameciidae. The record is from the annotation of a GenBank genome assembly.